Molecule: messenger RNA, 2160 nt
Organism: Postia placenta MAD-698-R-SB12
Lineage: Eukaryota; Fungi; Basidiomycota; Agaricomycetes; Polyporales; Adustoporiaceae
Exons: 10
Coding region: 1-2160 (719 amino acids)
Cellular component (GO): membrane; microtubule; cytoplasm
Molecular function (GO): GTPase activity; microtubule binding; GTP binding
Source: RefSeq, a predicted model, not a curated record
AUGCUCUCCCCCUCCGACGUCCACCAAGUUGAUGCUCUGUCGGCUUCUAAUUAUGCCCUCGAGCAGCGGAAGUACAUCGCUAUUGCAAGCAGUCUUUUCGAGACUGGAGUCACGGUGGAUAUUGAAAUUCCCAUGAUCGCUGUCGUGGGCGUUCAGAGCGCAGGGAAAUCUUCAUUGAUUGAGGCUAUGUCCGGGAUCACACUUCCUCGCGCGGGUGGCACUUGUACGCGAUGCCCGACGUACUGUAGGCUCAAGUACACAGCUUCUCCAUGGAACUGCCGUGUGAGCCUCAUGUGGACGAAGGGACCGCGAGACGAAGAUGUCCCCACCGUAAUCGAGCGGUUCGGUGAUGACAUUGAGUCAAAGGAGGACGUCACCGAACGUAUCCGACGCGCGCAACGUGCCAUCCUUAAUCGUAGCACGUCAUUGAAAACUUUUCUUGAGGGCGACGAUGAGGACCCGGAUACGUCAGAGGUUACUUUCUCCAAGAACUGCGUGUACUUGGAGAUCAGCGGAUCUGACGUACCCGACCUAUCAUUUGUCGACCUGCCAGGUAUCAUUGCUACCUCUAUCGAAGGCGUACCAGGUGAAAUACAACUCAUCCGCGACCUGGUAACUGAAUACGUCUCGAGGCCGAGCUGCAUCAUUCUGCUCACGAUUUCAUGUGAAACCGAGCUGCACAACCAGGGUAGCUACGAGAUUGCUCGCCUUGUGGAUCCAAAAGGCGAGCGGACUAUAGGUGUUCUCACGAAGCCAGACCGCAUAUCAGCUGGCGACGAGGACACUUGGGUCGCGAUCCUGCGCAACCAAAAUGCGACCUGGCGGCUUGAGAACGGCUGGUUCAGCGUCAAGUCUCCGAACACGCGGGAGAUAAAAGAAGGGAUGACGCACGAGCAAGCCCGCGAGGAGGAGGAGCGCUUCUUCCUGCGAACCGCGCCCUGGUGCGACCUCUCGGUGUCAGCUCGCGGAAACCUCGGCAGCAAGGCUCUCGCUGAUCGUUGUAGUAUGGUUCUGUCGGCCUUCAUGGCGCAGAGGCUUCCUGAGAUAGAGCUUGUGAUACAAAAGUCGUUGCAAACGACGGAGGAGCACCUACGUGAGCUGCCGACAGAGCCGUCCCAAGAUCCUGUGGGCGAGGUCUACAACCUCAUCAGUAGAUUCUCGAUGCAGCUGACGCGGUACCUGGAGGGGACGCCCGAGCCGGACGGACUGCUGCAGACGAUCAGGCCCUACCAAGAUGCUUUCAAAACGGCCAUUCGCGGUACAGCUCCGAACUUUCAAGCAAGAGACAGGUCUCUGAGUCUCCUCGCUACAGUCAGCGCUUCAUAUGCUCAACGUACUCGCAGGGCAAUCACCCGCGAGCUUCCAGACCAUUAUCCAUUUAUCAUCACGCAGGAAUUCGUGAGGGAGUUGAUUCAAGACUGGGACACGCCGACCUUCAAAUUGUUCGACGAGAUAGAGGCGAUUCUGAGCUCGAAGAUCAAAACGUUUAUCCACUUAGAAUUCGCGCAGUAUCCCAACCUGCAAGCACAGGCGAUGAUGAUUGUCACAGACCACAUUGCUGCACUGUCAGAUUUGUCGAAGGAGCAUCUUCACUGGCUGAUCGACGUAGAGAAGCGGCCGCGUACACUCAACGACCACUACUACCGCGACUACCGCGACAAGUUCCUCGCAUGGUACAAAAGCCAGAGGCCCGAGUACAACAAUCUCGCACUUCUUGACAGUCUGAAGGCGUACGAUCCCGCCGCGGGGGAAGGUGCGGAGCAGCAGGAUACUAUCGGAGUGGUACUCUCCUGUUUCAACAAGCUUGGCAUAAAUGGUCUCCGGCCCACGGAUCUGGCGAAGGUCCUCCCGACCGACCCUCGCGAAGCUGCCAUUGCUAUCAUGGCUAGCGUGCGCGCUUACUUCCAAGUGGCAUACAAGCGCUUCGUGGACAAUGUUACCAUUGCUAUCGAUGAGAAGCUCAUCCUCGGCCUCAAUCGCUACCAGGUCCUUGAGUCGAACCUCAGGACAAAGCUCGGCGUCGGCAGUUCUGAUGGGUACGAGAAGUGCUCGCGCUACUUGCAGGAGGACCGCAUGAUCGCCAAGUACCGAGAGGAUAUGCGAAACAAGCGCGACCGGUUGACGAAGGCGAAGAGGGAGUUGAUGAAGCUGCGCAUGUAG